Trichoderma gamsii is the source of this 1665-nucleotide messenger RNA. RefSeq lists its product as hypothetical. The record is from RefSeq and is a predicted model, not a curated record. The coding region runs from base 1 to 1665 and encodes 554 amino acids. Gene Ontology annotation, molecular function: ADP binding. Lineage: Eukaryota; Fungi; Ascomycota; Sordariomycetes; Hypocreales; Hypocreaceae. The transcript has 5 exons.
AUGGAGCGCCCGAGCCGCUCCUCAACUACGUCGGUGCAUGAGACGCGGCUACCACGUGAAAAUGUUUCCGGGGAGCAAGAUGCGAAUAGUCCAGCCACAAUUCCUACAUCGCAAUGGGAGUGGUUAAAGAAGCUUCAGGAGGAACACGGUACACCAAUCAGUGACCAAAAUCGACAGCGCCUGGAAAAAGAACUGACGGCCGACACCUGCAAGAUCUAUAUCAAUUAUCUAAAAGAGAAAUACGAGAAGAAGGGCACGAGCAAAUUUAUGAACGCCAUUAAACCAGUCGUCGAGGGGCUCAAGGCAUACACAGAUGGCCUUAAUACUCUCACCAAGAAUUCACUAGGACUCUCAAUAACCUGGGGUGUGAUCCAAUAUGGAAGGUAUCCUCGGCUCGAUGAGGCUCUCAUUAGUAUGUACAUGGCCUACUUGGACACAUGUAUUCGCGCAGCAAAUUUCCUUGAGAGGUCUGCGUCUGCUAAUUUCUUCCGCGGUUUCUUUUGGGGUGGAAAAAAGUCUCGCGAUAUGGAAAAAGUCAUGGACGAUCUAACGGAAUGCUUCAAAAUCGUCAAGAGAGAAGUCAGUUACGCAAAGCAUCAGAGAGACCACGCAUUACGUUGCGACAUUCAGACAAUAGUGGCCUUCCAAGGUCCAUCAAAUUGGUACAUGACGCAAGAGCAUAAUGGCUGGCCUUUUGCAAAGAUGCUGCCACUAGAUCGACGAGCCGAAUACUACCUCAGGAAUAAUGAGAUUGAUGGGGUGGAACAUCACUUGAAGCCCAUCAAAAACACGUCAGACUGUGACGUUCGAGUCUGCGUUAUACAUGGCAUGUUGGGGGUAGGGAAGACGCAAUUCGCCCUCGAAAUCGCCUCCCGAUGGGGAGGGCCGGUCUUUUGGCUCAAUGCCGAAACACCAGUCAAGUUAAAGGGGUCACUUGAUGAGGUUGCGAGGAUAUUGAGGCUAAAUGUCGAGCCCCGGAUGCAUGGUAAGGAACUCGGUAACUUGGCCAAGGAGUGGCUAGCGACUCAUGAUGGGUGGCUACUUGUCUACGACGACCCAAAGAGCUUUGAAGCCAUGGCAGAGGUAUAUUGGCCGACUUUGUCACAAGGUUCGGUCCUCGUGACGACGCGGAACAAAGACCUGUCGAUUCCGCCCGAUGUGUCAAAACAGUUCAUCUCGCUGAGCUUGCUACCUAUAUCGACAGAUGCCAGUAAAAAGUUUCUCGAAAAAAGCCUCAAGUCCCACGAGGCAGAAGAUGGCGACUUGGAACGGAUCUCGACUCUACUAGGAGGGAUCCCGCUGGCACUUGCGCACGUGGCAGAGUGUAUCAAAAAGCCGGAUUUUGAUUUAACAGACGCCAAAGAUGUUAUCAACGCCCUCGAAGGAUUCAGCAUUCCCCUUCCAGAUCUAUGGUCCAAAGACCAUAGGCAAGGUUCUGAGAAUCCACCAUCUUGGCCAUAUGAGAGGCUACCGCGCGAGGCUCUAGAUCAAGUUUUACCCAGUUCGGAGCCAAAUGCAGUGUCGCUAUUAGGCUCACUGGUUAUAUUUGAUGUCCCGACACCUCUCUCAAUGUGGCCCGAAGAGUGGAAAGAAGCAUAUCUCCCACGAUUCCAUUAUGAUGGCACCGUUGCAAAGAAGGCUCUCAACCAGGCCAAGAACUACUGA